Pezoporus occidentalis (night parrot) is the source of this 939-nucleotide messenger RNA. It is a transcript of the gene MPV17L2, whose product is annotated as MPV17 mitochondrial inner membrane protein like 2. Gene Ontology annotation, biological process: mitochondrial ribosome assembly; cellular response to reactive oxygen species. The transcript has 7 exons. The record is from RefSeq and is a predicted model, not a curated record. The coding region runs from base 1 to 723 and encodes 240 amino acids. Gene Ontology annotation, cellular component: membrane; mitochondrion; cytoplasm. NCBI's taxonomy places the organism in Eukaryota, Metazoa, Chordata, Aves, Psittaciformes, Psittacidae.
AUGCCAUGGCGGAUGCCUCUGUACGUGUCAUGGCGGCCGCCUGUGCCUCGGUACGUGUCAUGGCGGCCGCCGGAAGCGGAAGAGGUUGCGUCACAGGCUGCGCCCUCUCUUCCGCGUGGUGGUGGUGGGGCCCGCAGGAUGCUGGCGCGGGGCUGGCGGCGGCUCUUCACGGGGCGGCUGCUGCUGCUGACCAACACGGCGAGCUGCGGAGCCAUGCUGGCCACCGGGGACGUGCUGCAGCAGGCCUGGCACUGCCGGCGGCACCCGGGCACCGACCUACAGCCGGCGCGCACAGGGCGGAUGUUCGCCAUCGGCUGCAGCAUGGGCCCGCUCAUGCAUUACUGGUACCUGUGGCUCGACGCUGCCUUCCCGGCGCGGGGUGUGAGGGGGCUCAGAACCAUCCUCAAGAAAGUCUUCAUGGACCAGCUGGUGGCAUCGCCCGCCCUGGGCGCCUGGUACUUCCUGGGCAUGGGCACGCUGGAGGGGCAGGCUCUGAGGGAGAGCUGGGAGGAGCUGAAGGACAAAUUCUGGGAGUUUUACAAGGCUGACUGGUGCGUCUGGCCCGGGGCUCAGCUCAUCAACUUCCUCUUCGUGCCCCCCAAGUACCGGGUGAUUUACGUCAACGUGGUCACGCUGGGCUGGGACACGUACCUCUCCUACCUCAAACACAGGCCCGGCACCCCCCCGAGCACGGAGCACAGCCAGCGCAGGGCCGGGAUGUGAAGGAGCUGCUCUCAAUGGCAGCGUUUCCAGAGGCUUCUCCCCAUGAGCCCCUGGCGUGGGGAGGAGCUGCUGCAGCUCCGCUUUGCCCCCUCCGGACAGGUUGAUUUGCCCUUCUCCAGAGCAAGCCUGGCCCUUUGCUCCGCUCCAGCGCCUUCCUCUGCUCCUCUUCUGGCUGCUUGGCAAAGAGGACGCUGCCCCUUUGGAACCUCAGCCCGU